Molecule: messenger RNA, 507 nt
Organism: Aspergillus fischeri NRRL 181
Lineage: Eukaryota; Fungi; Ascomycota; Eurotiomycetes; Eurotiales; Aspergillaceae
Exons: 1
Coding region: 1-507 (168 amino acids)
Source: RefSeq, a predicted model, not a curated record
AUGGCGUUCACAUUCACUGAGACCGAAGGCACCGCGUCAGCAAUCAGCUCCUCACCAGCGCAGUCUACGAUCAUGGAGCCAUCGCAUAUCAGGUCCGGACCACCUGAUGACUGCGUCACCCAUUUCUUUACCAGUCUCAGUAAACUGAAAAUUGCGGCGCAGAGGGUACUUGAGAGACUGAACCAGAAUGAUGACGCAGGAAAUCAGUAUAUCCUUGUCCUUGGCCUGCCUCGAGCCAUUCGCAGUCUACUAGAUGAAAACAAGGGGAAAGAAGCGGAUGAUUGUUUCAUACCACCAACCCGACAGGCCAGAGGAAAUCAGUCGACAGGUUGGCCAUCGCUGGUAAUUGACGCCGGCGUCUCUGAGUCCCUGACCAGGCUCCGCGAAGACGCAAGAUGGUGGUUCGAGAACUCCGAAGGGGCCGUUCGCACCGUGAUCCUGCUCGGCAUUAAACGGACCCAGCGGACCAUUCGGUUGGAGAAGUGGCAGUUGAGCCCUCCCGGUUAG